AACAACAACGUGGAAAAUGGAAGCUCACAGUCUCAGCUCCAAUGGCGAGUGGCGUCGUCAUCCUCCUCACACAGCCUCCUCCUUGGCGACCCAGUUACCCUCUUCGCCCACUUUCUCUAAUUUCACCCUCUUCCUACCAAUAUCGUCGUUCAUGGCGGUCCCAGUACCGCCGUUGGGAUUCGAAUGCCGAGACCGGCCGGUCUCAGAGAUUCGGUUUUGAUUUCAGAGGCAAAAGAGAUGAAGACGAAUACAGAGACGAAGAAGAAUAUGAGGAAGGAUUCUAUAAAGGAAAUAAGAGGCGGUGGUGGUCUGAUGAGUCGCCGGAGAUGGAGGAAGGUCCUGGAAUUUUGGAGGAAGCCAUUGAUUCUCUAUGGAUUCUAAAGGUUUUCAAGUCUUAUGGUUGGAUGCUUCCAGUAAUAUUUGCAUCUUGGUUACUGGCUUCUGGCCCAAAAGCCUUUCUCAUGGCAUUAGCAAUCCCACUUGCUCAGUCAGCACUGGCUUUUGCAUUUGACAAACUAUGGGGAAAGUCUAAGAGUAAACCAAAACGCAGGAGGGCCAGAGUGAGAAAGAGACAAUCUGCCAGCACUGUAACUGAUACCGAAUCUGAGAGAGAAGAAGAUGAAGACCAGGAACCCCGCAGACAAAAAAUGGGGUACCAAUCAUGGGUAGUUGGAGAUGAAGUCCCUGUUGACAAGGGUGGCCAAAAUGAAAACAGUUUUGGCGGAUGGGAUGAUCUUGAAAGAGCUAAAUCUGCAGCGAGGCCAUCAAGAAUGAGAGGUGGAUCAGGAAGAACAGCGACGGACAAGGGUAAACUGGGUCGAAGAGAAAGGAAAAGUGACACCCCUUUGUUGUUGAGGUUGUUAAUUGCUUUCUUCCCUUUUCUGGGAUCUUGGACUAAGAUGUUUUGAACAGUAUCAUUCUCUUGUAGCAGUGUCAAGCUUGGAUACCCGGAUGGUAACAUCGAUUGGGUUUGUUCUCAUAUAUAAUGGUCUAGUCACGGUAAUAGGGAGCCUUUUUGAUACCAUAUUGUGGCUUGACUUGAUUUAGCAGAAAGCAGCCAGCCUACAUGUUUGGCUUUCUUACUGAUGAUUUUGUUUUUGUUGUUGUUGUUGUUGUAGCAUGCUUCAGCUACAUUCUUCCCAUAUCCAAUCUGGAUGAUGGGGUUCUUAUAGAAAUUAUUUAAUAACAGUAUAUUUAGUUAGAAUAAUCUUAUGUAACUAAUGAAAGUUUCUAAAGGACACAUCUUCCUAUAGCUAAUGCCAUAUACAUCUUUCUAUUAUA
Messenger RNA from Humulus lupulus (European hop), 1281 nucleotides. RefSeq lists its product as uncharacterized. The coding region runs from base 42 to 908 and encodes 288 amino acids. The record is from RefSeq and is a predicted model, not a curated record. NCBI's taxonomy places the organism in Eukaryota, Viridiplantae, Streptophyta, Magnoliopsida, Rosales, Cannabaceae. The transcript has 2 exons.